UUUUCCAUUCUUCAGGCAAUUAUGGAAGCAGCAGUACAGAACAACUGGCAAGUGACAGCCAGAUCUGUAGGAAGCAUAAAGGAUGUUCAAGAGUUCAGAAGAAUUAUAGAGGAGAUGGACAGGCGGCAAGAAAAAAGAUAUUUAAUUGACUGUGAAGUAGACAGAAUCAACACCAUUUUGGAACAGGUUGUAAUCCUUGGCAAACAUUCUAGAGGCUAUCACUACAUGUUAGCUAACCUGGGUUUCACAGACAUUGUUCUGGAGAGAGUAAUGCAUGGAGGUGCCAACGUCACUGGAUUCCAGAUUGUUAAUAAUGAAAACCCAAUGGUUCAACAGUUUCUACAACGCUGGGUGAGGCUCGAUGAAAGAGAAUUCCCUGAAGCCAAAAACUCACCAUUAAAGUAUACGUCUGCACUGACCCACGAUGCAGUCCUAGUCAUAGCAGAGGCUUUCCGUUACCUCCGAAGACAGCGUGUGGAUGUCUCCAGGAGAGGUAGUGCUGGAGACUGCCUGGCUAACCCUGCAGUACCAUGGAGCCAAGGAAUUGAUAUAGAAAGAGCGCUGAAAAUGGUGCAAGUUCAGGGAAUGACAGGGAACAUCCAGUUCGACACCUAUGGGCGGAGAACAAAUUACACAAUUGAUGUGUAUGAAAUGAAAGCCGCUGGAUCACGGAAGGCUGGUUAUUGGAAUGAAUAUGAAAGAUUUGUGCCAGCAUUAGAUCAGCUGCCCUCUAAUGACACUUCAUCUGUGGAGAACAGGACUAUAGUAGUCACUACCAUCUUGGAAUCACCAUAUGUAAUGUAUAAGAAAAACCAUGAACAACUAGAAGGGAAUGAGAGAUACGAAGGAUAUUGUGUAGACUUAGCUUCUGAAAUAGCAAAACAUGUUGGAAUAAAAUACAAACUGUCAAUUGUUGGAGAUGGGAAAUAUGGAGCUAGGGACCCUGAGACUAAGAUAUGGAAUGGCAUGGUGGGUGAACUGGUCUAUGGGAGAGCAGAUAUAGCUGUUGCCCCCCUCACCAUAACAUUGGUGCGAGAAGAAGUCAUAGACUUUUCCAAACCCUUCAUGAGCCUGGGCAUCUCCAUCAUGAUCAAGAAGCCUCAGAAAUCUAAACCGGGCGUAUUCUCUUUCCUGGAUCCUUUGGCUUAUGAAAUUUGGAUGUGUAUAGUCUUUGCUUACAUUGGCGUCAGCGUAGUUCUUUUCCUAGUCAGCAGAUUCAGCCCUUACGAAUGGCACUUGGAAGACAGCAGUGAAGAACCACGUGACCCUCAGAAUCCUCCCGACCCUCCAAAUGAGUUUGGAAUAUUUAACAGCCUUUGGUUUUCCCUGGGUGCCUUUAUGCAGCAAGGAUGCGAUAUUUCUCCAAGAUCUCUCUCAGGGCGAAUUGUCGGAGGAGUCUGGUGGUUCUUCACUCUCAUCAUUAUCUCUUCCUACACUGCUAAUCUUGCUGCCUUCCUUACGGUGGAAAGGAUGGUUUCUCCCAUAGAGAGCGCAGAGGACCUGGCUAAACAAACCGAAAUAGCCUAUGGCACUUUGGAUUCAGGCUCAACCAAAGAAUUCUUUAGAGUAAGUCUGUUAAAUCUCCAUUAG
Fulmarus glacialis (Northern fulmar) is the source of this 1590-nucleotide messenger RNA. RefSeq names its product glutamate receptor, ionotropic, AMPA 3 (gene GRIA3). The transcript is spliced from 9 exons. The record is from RefSeq and is a predicted model, not a curated record. Lineage: Eukaryota; Metazoa; Chordata; Aves; Procellariiformes; Procellariidae. Gene Ontology annotation, cellular component: dendritic spine; postsynaptic membrane; AMPA glutamate receptor complex. Bases 22 to 1590 code for a protein of 522 amino acids. Gene Ontology annotation, molecular function: transmitter-gated monoatomic ion channel activity involved in regulation of postsynaptic membrane potential; AMPA glutamate receptor activity. Gene Ontology annotation, biological process: modulation of chemical synaptic transmission; synaptic transmission, glutamatergic; monoatomic ion transport.